AUAAGCCACAACAUGUCCUCGAGCCUGCCUCGUGUUCCGUCUCGCGAUGCCUCGGAUACGAGCUUCCAGCUCUAUUGGUGCUAUCACUGCCACCGCACUGUGAGGGUCGCCGUAGGAAACCCAUCCGAGCUCGCCUGCCCUAGGUGUCACGGGCAGUUCCUGGUCGAGAUAGAUUAUACCAGGCCUAGGCUCGUGGUCGAUUUCACCCAGUUUGAUCCCUCCCCAGAAGCCCGUCUGCUCGAGGCGCUCUCUCUCAUCCUCGAUCCUCCUAUUCGACGGUUGAGCUUCGUUCCUGAAGACCCUCAGCCUGAGCUUGAGGACCGACCUCGCUCCACAAGGCGAGAGAUCAAUGUGGAAGCUGGGAGGGACCGUACUAACAUAGAAAGUGAGAUAUCAGGGUCCCGGCGGAGGCGCGGACAUAGGAGAAACCGUAGUCUCGACAGAGGAGAAGACUUAGACGCGGAAUCCGACAUUCCUGCUAGACCGAGAACUUGGAUAGUUCUUAGACCCAUCGAUCCUUUUCGACCAAUUAUACCGCCACCAAGAACAAGAAACAUGACGCUAGCGGGAAUCGACCCAAGAGAAUACUUCACAGGGCCAGGCCUAAAUGAGCUUAUAGAAGAACUUACACAAAAUGACCGGCCUGGGCCCCCUCCAGCCCCCGACUCGGUGAUAAAUGCAAUUCCGAUCGUCAAGAUCAAUGAAGGACAUCUUAAAAACGACUCCGAUUGUUGCCCCGUGUGCAAGGAAGAGUUCAAGGUAGGGGGCGAAGCAAGGGAAUUGCCCUGCAAUCAUAUCUAUCACUCUGAAUGCAUCAUCCCAUGGCUAAGGCUCCAUAAUUCCUGCCCAGUCUGCCGGAAGGAGGUGCCGGUCACAUCAAGUUCUGAUUCUCAUGAUGGUGACUCAGACUCACAGGAUGGAGGACGGUGCAACCGAUGGAUGAGGAGGAGGAACCUAUGGCCAUUCCGAACCCGUCAUCAACAAGUCCAUCCUCGGGCCGCAGCUCAUUGGUGGAAUUCAUGCUCUAUUCUAUAAAUCUCAUAAUCUGGCAGGAGGCACAUUAAUGACUAGGACCAGGAAUCAACAUUAAGAAAGAGAACUCAAGCCCGUGAAAUCACAAAGUAUGGCCAAGAUCAGUUUCCAACCUCGUAACCUUCAACGCAUACCAGAGACUAUAUGCCAAACUCUAAUCUUUUUCCUGCAACUUUCCAUUUCAAUCAAGAUUGUGUUCAAAGUUUAUCUGUAACAAGAAAUCUUCAAUAAAAUCACAUCAAUCCGAGUUGUGAUUCA
Punica granatum (pomegranate) is the source of this 1290-nucleotide messenger RNA. Lineage: Eukaryota; Viridiplantae; Streptophyta; Magnoliopsida; Myrtales; Lythraceae. The record is from RefSeq and is a predicted model, not a curated record.